Molecule: messenger RNA, 3820 nt
Organism: Pectinophora gossypiella (pink bollworm)
Lineage: Eukaryota; Metazoa; Arthropoda; Insecta; Lepidoptera; Gelechiidae
Gene: Zcchc7
Exons: 6
Coding region: 155-3649 (1164 amino acids)
Molecular function (GO): nucleic acid binding; zinc ion binding
Source: RefSeq, a predicted model, not a curated record
CUUGACGAAAUGGAGUGUCGGACGUGUCCGUAACAAUAAUAUUCGCCUUUUUUAUUUAAUUGUAAUGCUCUCGGCAGUUUAACAUCUAUUUCUACACCGCUUUCGAUUAUGUACUUUUCGUGUUUAGACUUUCGUUUAAAUUCGCUGCAAAAAUAUGGAAGAGGAGCUUAACGAACAUGAGCUGGAGGAACGGUUCUACUCUAUGCUGCACUAUGUAGACGAUACGCAGGCUGAUAAUACCUUGAAGCAAAAUGCUUUGGACAUCAUUGAGAAUGCGCCGCGGAGCACCGUGCGGCGCUACUGGCGGACCAGCGGAGAAACUACCGCGCCGCAAAACACUCCUUUCCAGAAGGUAAACAGCACGAAAGAAGAUCCAGAACCAGCUACCGAGGACACCAAACCCAAAUCAGAGAAGGGCUCCUCCCCAUCGGAACCACUGCCACAACAUCUCUCUAUAUUUUAUACAGCUGUUCCUCAGAAUCUGAAAAAGACCAUCGAAAUUAUUGAAAAUGAAGACAACGACAUUGUGGAGGUUGAAUCAAGUGACGAGGAUGACGAUGAAGUUAUUGAAGUGGCUCUACCACCAAAGCCCACUAUCAUGAUUGAAAGUUCUGAUGAAGAUGACAUUUCUAUACAAGAUACUUCUACUAAAGCAAAACUUAAUGCACAUGAAAAGAGCUCCAGUAAUGGUGAAAGAGAAGUCUCAGCGAGUCCUGUGCCCUCAAUUGUUUCUUCAGUCUCAGAUGAAUUCAUCCGUGGGGAUUGUAUUGCAUUCAACAUUUCCUCCCAUUGCCCAGAUAAACACAGCUUUGAUUUCAGCCUUCAUGGAUCUGAUGUUCUUGGAAGCACACCUUCUAAAAACAAGAAAAGGAAAAGAAACAAAGAAAGUGCAACAUCUACUCCAACAGUUGCUGAAAAAUCACAAAAGAAAUCAGCCAUUGAAGAAUGCUUUGCCACACCUAAGAGCAAAGCAAAAAAUAGAAAGGAGAAGGAAAAAUCAUACGUUGUGACAGAGAAAAGUUUACCAAGUGCGGAUGUUUACGAUUCGGACAGUAAUCAGUCCAUAGUCAGUGUUGUAGAAUCAAAUAAAAACCGUAAGUCAUAUAUUGUUAGUGAGAAGAGCCUACCUAGUGUAGAUGUGUAUGAAACUGACUCUAAUCCGAGUGAAACUCCUAGAGCCACUGACAUUUCAAAGCCCUCUCUGACAAGCAAUAUUGAAUCUUCUGAUAGCAGUACUUCCCUUGACAAAACUCAAGAAGAGACAGCAAAGAGUAUUCGGAAAGAAACUGUAUCUAAUAAUGACCCUGUUACUAUUGAUCUGACCGAAAACUAUUUUGUAGAAGAAGAUAUUGUCGUCGCCAACGUAUCAGGUUUCACAGAAUCUGAAGACUACGGAGAUGAGACUGUACAAGAAAAGGCUGCACCGAAAUUUGGCUCAACAAAGGUCCCGGCAAUUUUGUAUGAAAAUUUGGACUUUGACAACUUGAAAGGCAAAGAGAAGGUGUGCAAGAACCGACGGUAUUCUCUGACGACUCUUCGCGCUGAGAUGGAGAAGUUUUACAAUGAAAGUUGGGGUGGUGAAGACUUCAACCAUCGUGAGAUACAGAAGAAUAUGUCACGAGAUAAAAGUUUAUGGGCCAUUGAUCCCAAGGACAAAAUGCCAUCGCUGAACAGAAAGAAAUACAAUGUCAUGUGCAACUACUGCAACCGGCCGGGACACCGUGAUGAUACGUGCCGCCUCAAGCCACCCGUCUGUUUUAUGUGUGGAAACACGGGUCACAUGGAACCGCGCUGUCCUAGUAAAAUCUGUGUCAAUUGUGGGUCUGCCAACCACAUGUACUCGACGAUGUGCCGCAACUGCGUGAACUGGAGUCGCAUCACGUGCGCCGAGUGUGGCCAGAACGGACACCCAUCCAGCCACUGUCCUGAUAUGUGGCGCCGCUACCAUAAUACUAUCGAUGUUACUCCAAUUUUGGAAGAAAAUCGGUUUACAAAGAAACACUACCAGUUAUUCUGCAGUGGAUGUACCCGACGUGGUCAUUUAGUCCACACAUGCCGCCUCUCUCUUCCGUUUUCGGGCCUCCCGAUCAAUUCUCCCUUUGUAAAUAUGUAUCGCCCUAUAUACGCCCCCGUAUCAGACACGAAUACACCCGACCAAAGCUACAACAAUCAGAAAAAUAAACGAUCAUUCAAAACCUUCCAGCAAGAGUCCACCAUCUCGUCGGCCGCUAUCACACCAUCGAGGCCGGAACACGGGAAGCGACAGUCUAAGUCGCCGACUGUCCACGAAACACAUACUAACAAGAAGAGGAAUAUGUGCAUAUCAGAAAAUACAGAGGCACAAGCUUCAAAGAGUCCCGUGCGACCGGACCAUCAAAGGAAAACAUCUCAAAGUAAGGAACCUUCUGAAAAUAUCGAAGAAGCAAAAGAACGGGAGUGUGUUACAGCUAAUGUUCCCGUUACGGAAGCAGCACCGGACUUUAUUCCUAUCAGCAGCUGGAGCACCAGCAAUCAUGACAAAAAGGGACACGUUAUUCAAGAUAACGAAGUAUCUGAUACGAGCGACGUCGUGACUUCAGCCAGAAUUUAUGUUACGAGUCAAAUAAUUGAUAAACUAAAAUCAACAGAAGGCGAAGGCUGGCUCAAGCAAAUGAAAGAAAAGUUUCACGUUACCGUUGAAAACGCGGAUAGUAAUUCAUUUUUAAGCAUAAAAGGUAAAGUUCGAGAUCAGGAAGCUUUCCAAUCUGCAUUCAGGGAAUGGGUUACCGAAAAACCAAGCACUAACGCCGAUGAUCGUGACAUCUCACAUCAAACCGAAGGUGAUCGAUCCUUUUUCAGCAACAAUAUACCUAAAAACAGGAAAAAUGUCUUGCGAAAACUGGCUAAGGCUUUUAAAUCAUUGAAAGUCGAUUUAGGAGAGCCCAACGAGUUGUUUAAGGAGCUAAACUAUCUAAAGAAAAAUCACCAGCAGCUUCUUAAGCAGAAAGUGAUCAACCCUAAACAGUUGAACAACAACCGAGAUCGCAUUAAUCUGAUGGUUAAGAAACUCAACAUGAUACUAGUCGGGCAAGCUGGCCUUGCAGGCGGUUUCAGACAUUUAAAAGAGUUGCAGACAUUACAAGAAAAACUUAUAAACAUCCAGCAGAAAACCAUCUCUCUUGAUUUGCGCGAAGAGAUCGGUGAGCAUUUCCAAACCAUUUUCACUGCUGCCCCUAGACACGAUUAUGUCGAACUACUGAACUCAUACAAUUUCAAACCGCCACUGCUGCACCAGUAUAGGAAACUUUCUCUAAACAAGUGUAAAAUGAAGAAAUUCAUCACCAUUCCAUUCACACAGAAGAAGAAUCAACGUUCUAUAAAAGAAGCGAAAGUGAGCAUUGAAAAAAGUAAACCAGAAAUUAUUAGCUGCCAGAGUCCAGUAAGGAAACCAUUAGUAGAGAAAACUAAGAAUAAAUUAGUUUUCUUUAAGAAUAGGCUGAUGAACGCUCGCCCUAACGACACGGUCCACAGGAAGACGCGAAACGAAUUAGUGCAAAAACUACAAUCGUACAUCGGCUCGUUGAGUAACGACGUCAAUAUGUCGUCAAAGAGUAUAAAAAAGAUGAGAAGAGUUCAAGAACAGGCGCAACUGUUUUUAAAUAAUGCAUAAUUAUAAGUGAUGGCACUUUUUGCGGCGUAUAUUAGUUAAAAAAUGCGUCGUAAAUUCGGCAAAAUAUACGCGGGAUCCCACUCGAGUGGGUCUGUUUAUUUAAUUGCCGGCUCGGUAUAUGCACUCAUAAUGUGCACGUGAAUUAAAUAAAUAUACUUAGUGUAAAGCAUA